GCGGACUAUUACCGGCGUUACAGUGGUCAGUUACAUCGAUUGAAGGCAAUACAUAUAUUCUAGGCGCUGUGAAAAAUAUUUUUUUUUGUUAAUAAACUUUUUUGUACCAUUAUUAUUUGUGGUUUUGUGAGCAUGGGAGCAGAAACAAACGUGUUGGCGUCUGUGGAAUUUGAAGUACACGGACAGGUUCAAGGAUGUUAUUUCACCAAAUAUUGCAAGGAAAUGGCAGAAGAACUGGGCAUUGGCGGUUGGGUAAAGAACACAAAAAAGGGAACCAUUGUUGGAAGGAUACAGGGCACUAAAGAGAGCUUAGAUAAAAUGAUCGACUGGCUGAGCACAAAAGGAUCUCCUGAUUGUAAAAUAGAGAGGUGUGAUUUAUCAAAUUUUGAUUAUGUGGCGCGAUUGGCUUUUAACAACUUUAGUGUACGUUUUUGAUAUUAUUAAUAAACAUUUGUUCAUAUUU
Zerene cesonia (dogface butterfly) is the source of this 463-nucleotide messenger RNA. Its product is annotated as acylphosphatase-2. NCBI's taxonomy places the organism in Eukaryota, Metazoa, Arthropoda, Insecta, Lepidoptera, Pieridae. The transcript has 3 exons. The record is from RefSeq and is a predicted model, not a curated record. The coding region runs from base 133 to 435 and encodes 100 amino acids. Gene Ontology annotation, molecular function: acylphosphatase activity.